CUCACAGUUAGCCAGCCAGCCCGCAGCUGUGGUCCACCUCGCCUCUCCGCAGAAAUGUCGUCGAAGUACACCGCCGGCCCCACAGAAACCGAACGCUGCAUCGAGUCGCUGCUGGCCGUCUUCCAGCGCUACGCCGGCCGCGAUGGAAACGCUUCUUCCCUCUCCAAAAAGGAGUUUGUGACCUUCAUGAACACAGAGCUGGCAUCUUUCUCAAAGAACCAGAAGGACCCAGGCGUCCUGGACCGCAUGAUGAAGAAACUCGACUUAGACUGUGACGGCCAGCUGGACUUCGGCGAAUUCUUGAACCUCAUCGGCGGCCUGGCGCAGGCCUGCCACGUCCAAGUGAUGUCGUCCCCGACCAGCGGGGGGCCCAAGAAACCAUGA
Messenger RNA from Euleptes europaea (tarantolino), 384 nucleotides. RefSeq names its product protein S100-A11-like. NCBI's taxonomy places the organism in Eukaryota, Metazoa, Chordata, Lepidosauria, Squamata, Sphaerodactylidae. Gene Ontology annotation, cellular component: cytoplasm. The record is from RefSeq and is a predicted model, not a curated record. The coding region runs from base 55 to 384 and encodes 109 amino acids. The transcript is spliced from 3 exons. Gene Ontology annotation, biological process: regulation of cell population proliferation. Gene Ontology annotation, molecular function: calcium-dependent protein binding; calcium ion binding.